This is a messenger RNA of Synchiropus splendidus (mandarinfish), 4061 nucleotides long. It is a transcript of the gene gal3st4, whose product is annotated as galactose-3-O-sulfotransferase 4. Gene Ontology annotation, molecular function: galactosylceramide sulfotransferase activity. Gene Ontology annotation, biological process: glycolipid biosynthetic process. Gene Ontology annotation, cellular component: membrane. The record is from RefSeq and is a predicted model, not a curated record. The coding region runs from base 262 to 1797 and encodes 511 amino acids. Lineage: Eukaryota; Metazoa; Chordata; Actinopteri; Syngnathiformes; Callionymidae. The transcript is spliced from 4 exons.
GGAUGCAUCAUCGGGUGUUCGCGUAGCCAGGCUCUGGACCGCCAACAGAGAAAAGAAGCAGCACCGUUAGGCACCAUAAUCUCGUUCUCCUCCCGGACGGUGGCAUCACUUGUCAGGAUUCGGGCCCGGCAGUCUGCGACCGUUCAUGCGCCUCAAGUGCACCGGCGGCCGGUCAGCUGCGUGCUGAAGCCUCCGAGAUGUUCCGAGCUGCCCGCAGCUGCACAAUAACACCGACACCGUCUCCGACCCGGGGGCACAGCGAUGCUUUUCAGACGGAGAGCCAGGAUGUUGCGAGGGCUGGUGUGUGGUCGGAUGGGACCCAUGUGGAUGUGGAAAGCGCUGCUGCUCUUUGUGGUCGUAGCAUUCGCUGGCCAACUGCUGGGAGUCAUCUUCAACAAGAGCAGUGUCAGUCCAGCUCCUCGGUCUGUCUUCUCAUCCCCUGACGCCCUGGGACCCUCUCUGGGCUCCUGUCAGCCCAAAACCCACAUCAUGUUCCUCAAGACACACAAGACUGCCAGCAGCACCGUGCUCAACAUGCUGUAUCGCUUCGGAGAGGAGCAUGACCUCAACUUUGCUCUGCCGCUCGGCUACCAGCUGGGCUACCCACUGCCCUUCAACGCUCACAGGGUCAAAGGCUACCGGGGCGUCAAGGUCGUGGAGUUCAACAUCAUGGCCAAUCACAUGAGAUUCAAUAAGCCAGAGGUGGAGAAGGUGAUGCCUGACGACACGUUCUACUUUUCGAUCAUCAGGGAGCCGGUAGCCAUGGCUGAGUCCUCGUUUGCUUACUAUAAAGAAGUAGCACCAGCCUUUCGGAAAGCUAAGGGCUUGGGGGAUUUUGCAGAUGACCCCAUAAAAUACUACGACCCUCGUCUCCGCAACAACCACUAUGCUCGCAACCUGCUGUGGUUCGACUUUGGCUUGGACCACAAUGCUAACUUCUCUGUGGCCACGGCGCAGCGGGGUGAGACCAUCAUCCGACAGGCCUUUCAGCUGAUUCUGGUGUCCGAGUACUUUGACCAGUCCAUGAUUCUGUUGAGACACGCCCUCUGCUGGCCUCUGGACGCAGUGGUGUCGUUUAGCCUUAACGCUCGGCAGCAGAAGCCCCGCAGCCUUGGUGGAAUGAGCGGCAGCUGGGUGGGCAAAGCAGCAGCAGCAGCUGGUGUCAGUGUGAGAGGUGGACAUGCUCAAGGUAAGAGCCCCCCAGAUCUGUCAUUGACAGAAGAGCAGCGAGAAAAGCUGCGCCAGUGGAAUGCCUUAGACUGGCACUUGUACACAGCCUUUAACCAGACCUUUUGGGAGGAGAUAGACAGGUUUGGCCGAGCCAACAUGGAGCGGGAGGUGGCUCUUCUCAGAGCUCGGCGGUUGGACCUCGCGCAGGUUUGUCUAAGGAACGGUGGGAAGCCUAUUGAAGCCCAUCGUAUUCGAGAUAAAAACAUCAGGCCAUUCCAGAGUGGAUUUGUCAAGAUUCUCGGGUACGAGCUGCAGCCGGGACUGGACAACACCACCAGGACGGCAUGUCUGAGGAUGAUCAGGCCUGAGAUUCAGUACAAAGACGUGCUGGAUGCGAAACAGUUCCCUCGUGCCCAGCCAGUCCAAAACCAGCCACAGAGCCCAGGCCAGCAGAAAGUCCCCAGCGGCGCCUUUUUUAGACCUGACUCAUCCAGGAUGGGCCAGAGGCAGGGAGACGAAGAAGGAAGGACCAUAAAGGAGGAGGAGAGAGACUGGGAUGGAAGUCGCUUAAAGUGGAGCAACCAUACAAAUGUGAGGUUGAGAAAAAAGAAAUUGGAGGCGAUAUGACAUCUCACCACAGAGUCUGGAAACUGAGCUGAAUGGUUUACAAACCAGUACCGAAGCACCUCGUCUGCACUUCCUCAAGACGGCUUGUUUACUUCAAUGUUUCGGCUCCUACGUUUGUGUAAAUCUUGGGUACUUUGACCGUUGGGAUGCUUUUGUAACUACCACAACAAGCUAAAUAAUAGUUGCAGAGGCCAUGUGUCGUUGAGCCCGUCAGUGUCUGCACUUCUUCCUGUUGUGUGUCACAGUAUGCAUCCGUUUUUGAUCAUUCCGAGCUCAUCGCAUUCCCAGAUACCCCGCUUGUGUUGUCAGACUGGCACUUCAUCAUGGCAGUUCUUCCUGGCGGUUUAUUUCAGUUUUAUUACAACAGUAUAUCACAUUUCUUAAAAUGUACGUAAGAUUGUAUGUACUUUGCUUCUAUUUAAUAUGAGAGAUGCCAGCGAGUAAAUCACGGUGAGUGCAGGUUGGAAAAGCAACAAAUGAAUCAAUCAAAAACUUGAUUCUUCUCAGUACAGUGUACAGUAUUUAAUACAAUUCUCGAUUGUGUGUACACAUUUUGAAGGACCAUUUCAAAUGAUCCUUUAGUGAAGUUGAAUGAGUGCAUAAAACCAUUUAUGCACUUAUUCAUGCAACCUUUCACUCAUCUGUGAGCCAACAACUCACCUCUCAAACAGUGCUAUUGUUUGUGACUCCAAUUUCAAAAUUAACGCACCUUUUGGGGACCUCUUAUUAGAUUGUGCUGCAUUUUAUUUUGAAGAUCUGCACCAGGAAAUGUGAUGAUUUGUGUGUACAUGGUUUGGGGUCUUGGUAAGAGUAAGAAAAGUGAGGAAGGCCCUGUCUGGAGGGAGAGCAGGUUGAAUGGAAGCAGGUAAUUCUUCUGCGUUUUGUGUUUGAUUCCAACCAAGUUUCAGACAAAUAAUGUAUUCUUUUAUGAACAUCUGGGACACAACAAUGUCUGUUCACUUUGUAUUCUUCAUGUGUGGCUGCCUGUUUUGCUGUCCAGUCACGACAAGUAACACGAGCAGCUUGUUUAAUAUUUUAAAGAUGGAUGAGGGAGAGACGAUCUGAGGCAUGACCUUGUGCCGAGAGGUUUUUUGUUCCUCCGAGAGAUUCUCUCCCCGCCGCCGAAAUGACAUUGCCAUGAAGAACAGUUCACUCCAAUAUUUUCUUAGUUUUUAUUGACUUGAUUUUAUUCUGUUCUGUAUUCAUGUCCAUGCUGUUGAUGUUCGGUUAGGGGACAGUUUUGCUUUAGACUUUUUAGACGAAAGUGUUAAAGUUCCAUUCACUCACAUGAAACCUAACAGUUUUUUUUAUCACAAGACAAUAAUGCAAGACAGUAAUUGGGGGAAAACAAUAGAAUUCAAGUUAAUUCCAACAGACAUGAGUUCAAAAGAAAAAAAGCAUAACUGCAUGCAUAACCAUGGCUGUUCUGGCAGAUGCCUCCAUCACAGUAUUGAUGUACUUUGAAGUAUUUAAAUAUUGUGUAUGACAGUGAGGAGAUAAUUAUGGUGUCAUAACAAACACACAUACUUAGCUCAGUGUUUGUCUUCCAAACAUUACAUAACAUUCUCCCAGAUAAAAUACAUGUUUAAACAUUAAGGGAAUUGCAGUGACUUCCUGCCUGUUUCUUUGAAAAUGUGUCUAAAUGUAAGUUGCUUGUACGGUGCAAUGGGUGCGGUGUCUGGAGUUAUUACAAACCAAUGGCUGAUCUUGCAUUACGGAUAGAGGCCUGUAGUUGGUUGGCAACUGAACAUGCUUUUAGGAUUUUUGUUUUCCAAUGCAGUAUACAUGUUAGGAAAACAACUAAAUGGUUUACUUAUGUACAAUACACACGUGUUGUUAACUGUUGUCCAGACUACAAUGUUAUCGUGCAAUUAAGUCGAAUGCGGUACUUCAUUAUGUGACAAAGACAAUGCUCGUCUUUGUCUGGUUAUUGUCUACACUGAGUAUAACGCAUUAGGUUGUGCUAGGUUGUACUCAGGAGUUUGGGUUAAAUAUGCUCGUGGGAGAUGCAACCAAGGUUUUAAGUGUAGAAACAGCGGGAGCUCACUCAUUGAUGAUCGUCCAUCACCUUUGCUUCCAUGUCCUCCAACAACACAAAGCCAAGUCACCACUGACUGACCGAUGUGUAUCAUCCAGAAGUGCAGACAGUCACUCAGAAGACAAAUGGAUCUUACUUGAAACUUCCCUGGUCGAAACUUGUAGACAACUGAGCUUUUGGUGUGCAACUGUUUUCAAACAACAGAAUUAAAGCAACUUAUCUUGAA